CGUCAUUCCGAUUCGAGAACGGAUCGUGUGAAUACGCGUUUUGUUUUAUAUCGUUGUUCCAAACGAUUUUAUACACAUACAGAGUUUUAUAUUUUCCUCUUUAGUUGUUUGAAGUGCAUAGCGAAUCACGGGACAAUCUUUUUUCACGGUGAACGGGAAAAUGUGUUAGAACCGUGAUAUCGCGGACUACCGCAGUCUUAGAACAGUUUGCCGGAUGUUUUCCUUUCGUUGAAUUUUGUGUUUCCAUUCACGUGCUACUAGAAUCAAAUCAAAUUCAACCAAGUGACCAAAACUCGUCCAAAACAGAACGGACAGAAGAAAUCAGUGGUUUCCCGAUUUUUGCAAACACAUAAAGCUACAAAAGUGUCUACCUCAAAAAAAUAUAGAACAGUGUUUUUACCAAGCAAAUCUAAUUCUCGUAAUCAAUAUCCCCGAAUGUUGUGGAAGAAACCUCACGCUAGGAAAAUCGAAUUUUCCCCGCGCACUUGUUGGCCAAGGAACGGCACGAUAUCAUAUGACUCUACUGAAGCGGCUUAUUGAAGUGACAGACAGACGUCGGGUAGACGUCGAGUUGUCAGCCAUCUAACCCGCUCCAUCCCACUGGGCGGGUCGUCGUGGAGGUGGGACCCUCAAGAACAUAGUGAAAAGUGAAAUUUUCCUCUGCCUUCUCGAGAGUUGGCAAGAGCACGCAGACACAGACAUAUCUACGUGAGAGCCGAACAAAAGUGAAAAGGACACGACGUCGGUUCUUAUCGUCGUCGUCGAUGUAGUCGCGGUUGGUCCCGACCGAAUCCUUCGUCGAGUCCAAGUUGAAAGUGAAAACUCUGGAAAACGGGUGGACGGGCGUGAAGUCUUUGGCAGUCAGUGUGCACAAGUGAAUCGGUCGUCGUAGUAAGGCCGAGAAAAUAAUACAAAUGUGAGGAAAAAAAACAUCAUAAAGGAUUACGGCCAUCCUUGUUGACGGGUGUUGGGUAAAAAGCCGGACGGCCUAUUUUCGGAACGUCCGUGUAUGCGUGCGCGAGCGAGUGAAUGUUUUGGGUGACCGCCGGCAAAGCCGGAAGAACGGUGAAAAAAUUAUGAUGAAUGGACACACUUUCCGGUCCUCGAGUGAAACAGCAAAAAGUGUGUCUCCGUGACUCAGGGAUAGUGGAAACAGAAAGCAGUAUUCCAUGGCAAAUCGAAAUGACACAACCAGAAAGUGCUACCGCAGCUCCAACUCGUCGAUACAAUAAUUAGUAAACGUGCUAACGAGGCGCAACCAGAAAGGUGUGAACGCGGCAAUCGAAGUUGAGUGGUGCCCACAAAAAUGCUCCACUUAAUUGGAAAUUUAUCGAAUUGACAUAAUAAAGAACAACAACGGAGUAUAAUUACCGUUAUUUAGGAAAAUGAACACCGCUUUUAAUCAACCCCUAGAAUCAUUAUCUCUAGCCAAUAGUGUUUGUAGUUAAGAAAGAAGAAUGUUGUAGCCAAUUAUUAAAGAGCCUCUACUAGUGAAAAUUUAUCUCUAUCUGUUGAAACACAAAAUUUGUUGUAAACAAUAGUGCAAAGUGUCAGUUCAAAAAACACAAACCCGAAAAAUAAACUUAUUUACAAGAAAACAACACAAGUCCAAUAGAAAAAAUCUAUCAGUGUAUCAAUAGUGCUACGAUCUGCAACAUGAUGAUGUUGCAGCACAUGUCACCCCAUUUUGGGAGUGGCCAACAAACUACCACAGAUCAUCCAGGUCCAGCAUCAUCUCCGCGAUCAGCCACUCCAUCGCCGCCAGUGCAGAGUCCUCCGCCGUCGCCAGCAAUCCACCAGACACAGCUUUCCGAUGAACGAGACUACCCCGUCGAAGUGGAGCCCUCCACAAGAAUAAUGUUCCGCCGAGCUUCGUUCCACGACGAAGUACCACACUACAAACGAGAACCCCGUUCUCGUCCGAGCACUCCGCCAGCAACCUACAUCGGACAUCACGUAAGAGACGCUUCCCCUGAGGUCGCCAAUGCCUACUACCGGCCACGUUCGCAAACACCGCCCAUCACUCCUACGUAUCAGCAUCACAGAAUCACGUCAGUCAUUCAGGAACGCAACAUAAUCCGCUGCAUCAAAGAAGAACGAUCGCCACGCCGUGAAUCGACCGGGGAGGAUCACCAUGUGGCAGCUCAGUAUUACCGCGAUCACCACACCCUUCGCUAUCAGCCACAUCACGGCGCCGAAGAGGAAGACGAAUACGAUCAGGAACGGCGCUACCAUCGCCGAGCGCAGUACGAAGACGAAGCUCCCGAAGAAGAUCGUCACCACCACUACAGCAGCAGCUAUCACCGGCGGCGGUUCUCGGAAAGGCGCGACAGCCUCCAGAACGAUCCGGACUCGGACUACAGCGACAGCCAGGCUGGUGGCGGUGCCAGCGGCGAUACCGACCACUACCCCAAGUCCGACGAGGAAGAAGGAUGCGGCGCCGACGAUCCGGACAGACCGCUGGAUCUGUCGAUGAAGAUCAAGCGGCGGGCGCGGAAGGACUCCGGCGGCAGCGACUCGGACGACUCGGCAGGGCCCGACUCCGAUGGGGUGCACCGCGAUCGGCAGGGCCGACCCUACAAGAAAAGUCUGAUGAAGCGAUAUCUGGACACCGAGAUACCACUACCACCACAGACGCCAAGCCCGCCACCUCAGCAACGAUCUUCGUCACAGUCGCAUCACCUCCUUCACCAUGGCAGCAGUCAUCACCAGCAAUCGUCCAGCAGCCUACUCGCCAGUAGUCUCAGCCAAACGUCCCAACAGCACAGGCCCCUCCUGCACGGACUUCUCAGCGGAACGCACAUAUCUCAGGCGCCCUACCAUAGUCGGGGCUACAGCACGUCCAGCACAGGCGGUCCAAGUGCCGAGGUUGACGAUGACGGUUUCCUGGAAAGCAUCCUCCAUCUGCAUUCGAUGGAGAAGUUCAAGAAAUCGCACAGACUUCUUACCCUGACAAGCUCACUACCUCCAAGUCCCGCCGACAGUGGUGUAUCGGAUGUUGAUAGCUCCAGCAGUGGCGGGCAACCCGCCUGCAGCGAUGAACUCAAAGCCCGGCUCGGAAUUCCACUCAGCAAUGGUGGAUGCCCUGGUACCAGCAGCAACAGCAAUAAUCCCGCCAAUGCCGGCUGCGGUACGGUGUUACCUCCGGGAAGUUCGGGAGGCGGUGGGGGACUUCCGUCGCUCAACAGUUCGUCCUCAUCUACGUCCGGUCCCGCGUCCCUAUCCUCAUCGGUGGCUCUCUCGGCGGCGGCGGCAGCAGCGGCCGCUACCCAGCAACACAUACAACAGCAAGCACAAGCCCACUUACCGCCGGGAACGUUCCUGCGACCCAACUUCUACCAUCACAACUCUCCACCACUCAGGAAUAUCUGGAACCAGCGGAGUGUACCACUUACCGACAACUAUCACUACCUGCACUCGAUGAACGCGGCGGCGGCCGGUUAUCCGACGUCGCACUUCCCCUCGGCAGCGCCUUCGCAGCGGGUGCAGCCCCUGUCGGCCGGUGCCGGCAACGGUGGCCUCAGCGUCAUGAGCCAACAUCACCUGCAUCCGCACCAUCCGCACCCAGGCCAGCAUCCGGGAGCGCACGUGGGGAACGGAUCCGUGGUCGGUGCUAUGGCCAACGGUCUGGUGAACGGACUGCAUCACCACUCGCAGAGCGUGUCGUCCAGCUGUCCGGACGAUUUGUCGUACAUAAUGGAGCUGAACGGAUUUCCGCCACGGAAGCUGAAGAAACCCAAGAAGCCCAAACUGGAGAUGGGUGUCAAGCGCAAGUCGCGGGAGGGCUCCACCACCUACCUGUGGGAGUUCCUGCUGAAGCUGCUCCAGGACCGCGAGUACUGCCCGAGGUUUAUCAAGUGGACCAACAGGGAGAAAGGCGUCUUCAAACUGGUCGACUCCAAGGCCGUCUCAAAACUGUGGGGAAUGCACAAGAACAAGCCGGACAUGAACUACGAAACGAUGGGUCGGGCCCUACGGUAUUACUACCAGCGAGGUAUCUUGGCCAAGGUCGACGGACAACGGCUGGUAUACCAGUUUGUUGACGUGCCGAAGGAUAUUAUCGAAAUUGAUUGCACGGGAACAUAGAACAGGUACGAGAAGCGAUCGGUGGCGGCAUCCUCGCUGUCCCGGUCGUUUCUGGAUCGAUAAUGGAGCAAUCACACAAACACAAUGACACUAGUCCGGUUUCCGGCUGUUGCCCGCGCGGAGCUCGAGCAACAGUCCUUUCCCAUCGCGGUCUAUUUCUGUAAAAAUGAUGAUGAAUCAUGAGAAAAUCUACUACUUCCCCAAAAGUUUUACUUUUCCAAUUUCCGUGUACAUAAAGAUCUUCUUUUAUUUUGGUUUUUAUUGCGAUAUUUAUUUUAACGAGCGUUCUUCUUCAUUUAAGCAUUCUCUGUAUAAUAGGCGGUAACGUUUGUAUAAAGUUAUUUUUCACCCCACUGUAAAUUAUAAUUUAUUUAAGUUAUAAAACAUGAUCAAAACAGAAAAAACGUGAACUAGAAUCAUCCCCCGGAAGGGCACAAAGGGAAGUACUGGGGACAGAAUUAAAAUUGCAAAAAAGAAAAGACAAUAAGAUAAAAUCAGAAAUAGCUAUAGAAAAAGGACCACCUUCCGCUUUGUUUUGUUUGUUUUUAAAAUGAUUGAGGAUUUUUAUGGGGUAACAGUUGAACUUUAAUUCGGCUCAAUACCGGCUCGCCUAAUCCGAGAACACAACAAGAGAGAAGUACAAAUCAAAUACAAACAAAUCAAAAUCAGUUAUGCAUAUAAACCUACGAGUAAAGUUAUCACAUGUGUUGCAACACAACCGUCACAACCUCGCGCUGGCAGUACUAGACCACUGAAGAGAAAAGCAAACAAAAUGAGAAAUCUGGUGGGAGUGGUUCGCUCCUCCCAGACUCCCCGUCCCCAAGAGUGCUCACGUGGACGAGUCUCUAGUACCUCAGUAGCUGGUGAUUGUUUUUUGUAAGCGUGUAAUCCGUGUAAAUGGCUGAAGCGAGAUAUUUUUUCUUUUAUCUAGUUUUUAUUAUUUAAGGGUUAACAUAAGGGCAGAACGCAGCAAUUGUACUACUGAGGAUGUAAAUUUCCAUGUAAAUUUUUUGUACUAGAUCUUAAGGGCUACGUUUUAGGUUAUUUUUUACUUUAGUGAGCUGUUACAUGUAAUCAGCUAUGUAAUCAAGUGUAAAUAUAUAUUUUAUAAUUAAGUAAAAGUAUUUCAGUUAUAAAUGAGGUUUGCUUUCUUUUGUUAACCUACUUUCUCUAUUGUUAGACGAUAAACCGCUAUUUUAUGUUCUUAUUUUUAAAGUUGAAUUACCUAUUUUUAUCAAAGAAAAAAACAACUCACUGCCCUUCCCGUGUCGUAAGUGCUGUUUUACUACUAUCGAUUUGUGUUUUUUAUGAAUACUUUUAAAACUUAAGCCUUCGUUCUUGUAUAAAUUGUAAGAAAGGAGAGAAUGUUUGUCCAAACGACAAGGUGAUAUAAAAGAAAAACGGAAAAUCAAAAAGAGCUAGGAAAGAAGCAGAAUCAUACCGCAAAUAUCAAGACACAAACCACACUCAUUCAAAGCGAAACACACACACACACACUCACACAAAUAUACAAAAUCGACAAGAAUUUUGAAAGAGAAUAAAUGAAGUUUCUUUAAAAUCUUGAUCUCAUUAAUUUAUUGUUUAUUGAUGCAAACAAAAACUGUUUUUUGAAACGGAAAUUUUUUAUGGUUUUCUCCCAUUAAGUGUAAAUAUGCUUGGUAAUUGAGUUUUUUAAUAUGAUUUUUAUAUUGUUUACGUGUUACCUAAUGUGAUCCAUGGGGCUUGAUGAGCUAACUGGCAGAAAGUUCAAACACCAUGCGAGUUGAAGUACUAGAUUAUAAGGAGUCAAACAUGAUGCCUACCAAUAUAAUCCCUAUGACACUGCCACCUUUGUCUUUGUUUAUAAAAAAGUAAUCUAUAAUCAAAGGAGAGUGAGAUGAUUGAAAUAAACACUUUAUUUUGAAUAAUUUAAUCAAAAUUUAACUCACCUUGAAUGAUCUCCUCUUCAAUUUAGUACUUCUGUCGCACUGCCAAUAAUUGCACCCAACCCCCCGAAUUCGGCUACUUCUCGUGCUAUCGAGCUUCUCCUGAAGCUACAAAAUUCCAACGCACAUGAACACCUGCGCGCCCCCACUAUUUACUCUUGACUGCCUGUUCCCUCUUUGGAUUUUGGAUGAACCUGACGCGACAUAAAGUAAUAAACACAAAUGCAAUCUUCUUUAGUUUCCAAGUGUAAAAUGAUAAAAAAGUAGAAUAAAUAUUUAAAACUACAAACUAACAGUGUAAAACAAAUGUGCAAUGAACCAAACUCCCGGUAGUGACGGUGACCAACCCUCCAGAACGGAUGCAGAAAUCGAGUACCAUUUAAAAAAAAUUCCCAUGUUUCUGAACAAAUGACUUCAGGAAACAAACACAAAACAAAAUCAAAACAUGUAAAUCAUGCAAAGUACUAGAUUUUUAGAACUAAUUAAAACUAAAUGCCGGACAAGGAGGCUCUGUUGACUGGGAGUCCGAUCGCAAUGGAACAAAUUUUCAUCAUACCGUGUAGCAGUAAAGCAAAAAUGUUAAGAAAAAGUGAGACACACACAGCAACAAGAAUUAAUUUUUCGAAUGAUAAGUUAGAUGAUGAUCAUUUACUGAGAUGGGUGUGAAUCGAGAAACGUGUAGAAAAAAAAAACAACAACGCGAGCAGCAGCGAAGAGAAAAGGCUAAGGCGAAAUAUGGAGAAACACACAGAAAGUUAGACAGACAGACACACAGCUCUAGAAAUCAUUUGUUAUGUGUAUUAUACUUUGAAUGUUGCAAAUUUUAUAUAUAAAAUUUAUAAAGCUAGGAAAAAACGAAAAUAAAAAUCAUAUAAUUUAAUUUGAUGAAAAAACA
Molecule: messenger RNA, 6906 nt
Organism: Armigeres subalbatus
Lineage: Eukaryota; Metazoa; Arthropoda; Insecta; Diptera; Culicidae
Product: ecdysone-induced protein 74EF-like
Exons: 5
Coding region: 1657-4086 (809 amino acids)
Biological process (GO): regulation of transcription by RNA polymerase II; cell differentiation
Cellular component (GO): nucleus
Molecular function (GO): sequence-specific DNA binding; DNA-binding transcription factor activity, RNA polymerase II-specific
Source: RefSeq, a predicted model, not a curated record